Messenger RNA from Ogataea haglerorum, 1803 nucleotides. RefSeq lists its product as uncharacterized. The transcript has a single exon. Bases 1 to 1803 code for a protein of 600 amino acids. Gene Ontology annotation, molecular function: xenobiotic transmembrane transporter activity; antiporter activity. Gene Ontology annotation, biological process: xenobiotic detoxification by transmembrane export across the plasma membrane. Gene Ontology annotation, cellular component: membrane. Lineage: Eukaryota; Fungi; Ascomycota; Pichiomycetes; Pichiales; Pichiaceae. The record is from RefSeq and is a predicted model, not a curated record.
AUGCACGUUGAUAAGCCAUCAAAAAAUAAAAUUGACAACGAAAUAGCCGAUUUGAUGAGUUUCCACGAGGUGCUCGACAGCGUCUCAUCCUCAAACCUACCAAAUGGGGGGACACGCAGAGGAUCAAUCACUCAAAUGGGUAGUCGGGUUCUGUGGAGGAAACGUAGUGAGUCGCUAUCUUCUUCUAGCGAACACGAGUCUACGUCAUUUUUGAAUUCAGAUACGACUCGCGAUUAUGGGUCAGUCACUCAAGAUUCGUACAUCCAAAACCGAAGAGUGUCUUUGCUUUCGUUACACCUUAAUGCCAACGGUUCUACUCCAAUAAAAGCUGACGAUGAUGGCUCGCUUCGAGAGGUGGAAACUACAAUGAAAACCGAAAUCGAGCUUUUAAUCAAAAGCUCCAUUCCAUUGAUCGCAACGUUUUUGCUACAGUACUCAUUGACGGUGGCAUCUGUUUUUAGUGCCGGAAGUCUUGGUUCUCAGGAGCUGGCGGCCGUUUCGCUUUCAAACCUGUUGGCCAACAUCUCAUCUUACGGUAUUAUCCAAGGAAUUGCCUCAUCUUUAUCCACCCUGUGUCCUCAAGCUUUCGGCAGGAAAGACUACGAGGCUGUUGGCUUGAAUGCCUUGCGCUGCUAUAUGAUGCUAUGGGUGAUGUUUGUUCCCAUCUUUAUCUUCUGGUACUGGGGUUCUUACCCUUUACUGCGGGCUAUAGUCCCUGACGACGAGCUAUGUAAGCUGGCAACCCAUUACUUGAGAAUACUCAUAUACGGAGUCCCUGGAUUCAUGACCUUUGAGGUGCUGAAGCAGUUCCUGCAGGCCCAGGGUGCAUUUCAAGCGUCCACCCUAGUGCUGGUGAUUUGUGCUCCCUUGAAUCUGCUAUUAAAUUUUGUGCUAGUUCAUGAUAGCCACAUCGGAAUAGGCUUUAUUGGAGCACCUACUGCAGUCGUGAUCACAAACUGGCUGAUGGCGCUUAUGCUACUGUACUAUGCCUACUUCAUUCAAGGAAGACAAUGCUUCUGCCGUCUGUCGACCAAAGUAUUCACCAAUUGGAAAAGAGCAAUUACUCUGGCUGCGCCGAGCGUUUUAAUGAUUGAAGCUGAGUGGCUCGCAUUUGAGAUUCUGUCUGUGGCCUCGUCACGGUUUGGUACCGCUUCUCUAGCGGCCCAGUCUGUGGUUUCGACUACUUGCGUGACAAUAUACCAAAUUCCCUUUGCGAUCUCUGUUGCAGCAUCAACAAGAGUUGCAUGGUUUAUUGGAUCUGCAUCGAAGGAUGCUGCCAAGAAGGUCACGAGAGCGGCGUUCUUUGUUGCUGCUAUUUUUGGGGUCUUUAAUGCGUCUAUAUUGGCCACCUUCCGCUAUAGCAUCGCCUCGUUAUUUUCUGAGGAUCCAAAAGUCAUACAGUUAGCAGGACGGGUGCUCAUGGUUGGUGCCAUAUAUCAGGUAAAUGACGUCGUUUCUUGCGUGACUGCUGGUAUACUCAGAGGUCAAGGGAGACAGUACAUCGGGGGUUGGCUGAAUUUAUUCAGCUACUACUGUGUUGCCCUUCCUGUGGCAUUUCUGCUGGCCUUUAAGUUCAGGCUCGAGCUGUUUGGUCUUUGGAUCGGCAUGGUGAUUGCGUUAUUUUUCGUUUCCGUGUGUCAGAGCUACUUCGUGAUUACAAGCGACUGGGAGUCUAUAAUCAAAAUGUCCAUUGAGGACGGAAUGGCUCAGGAAUCAGGAAACUCGUUGAAACCAGCAAAGAGCACCAGUAGCUUUGUGGACUAUAACAUGCUGAGUCCUGCCAUUUCGGUGACAAGUGGGUGA